This is a messenger RNA of Psilocybe cubensis, 2508 nucleotides long. RefSeq lists its product as uncharacterized. Gene Ontology annotation, cellular component: cytosol. Lineage: Eukaryota; Fungi; Basidiomycota; Agaricomycetes; Agaricales; Agrocybaceae. The transcript is spliced from 2 exons. The coding region runs from base 1 to 2508 and encodes 835 amino acids. Gene Ontology annotation, molecular function: anthranilate synthase activity; indole-3-glycerol-phosphate synthase activity; phosphoribosylanthranilate isomerase activity. The record is from RefSeq and is a predicted model, not a curated record. Gene Ontology annotation, biological process: L-tryptophan biosynthetic process.
AUGGCUUCCCAGAAACUACCCCCACAUCUGACUGGGCAGCUAGAUGUCCUUAUGAUCGAUAAUUUCGAUUCAUUUACAUGGAAUCUUUAUCAGCAACUUUGUCUUCAAGGAGCUGAAGUUACCGUCAUCCGCAACGAUGCCAUAUCACCGUCCUUGUUCCCCCAACUUCAGAUCAAGUCUCUUGUGAUUUCUCCCGGGCCAGGACACCCUCAGACUGACUCAGGUAUCUCAAAUGCCGCGAUCAGGUAUUUCCAAGGCAAAGUCCCUGUCCUGGGGGUGUGCAUGGGUUUGGAAUGCCUUGUAGAUUUGUAUGGUGGAAAGAUUGCCUACGCUGGAGAGAUUAUGCAUGGCAAAGUCAGUGCUGUUCGACACGAUGGUCGGGGUUGCUUUAGAGGGGUUCCUCAAGGCAUCAAGUCCAUUCGGUAUCAUUCUCUGAGCGCGGAUCAGACCACACUUCCAGCUGAGCUGGCCAUUACUUCAGCAACCGAAGAAUCUGGGGUUAUUAUGGGAGUGCGCCAUCGACAGUAUACCGUUGAGGCGGUCCAAUAUCACCCCGAGAGCAUCCUCAGUGAAGGUGGAAAUGAACUUAUCCGAAACUUCCUUUCCCUUCGUGGUGGAACAUGGGAAGAAAAUCCGGAGAGCCGAGUAUUAGAUAACACCCUUCCCCCAUUUCCUUUUGAAGCGCUUUCAAAAGAUAUUUCUUCAAAACCAGGAGUAAAGGCCAAAGUGCCCACUAUCUUGGAAAAAAUCUACGCACAGCGCCUUGCUGAUGUCGCACUCGCACAAAAUACUCCAGGAACUACGUUAGCUGACUUGGAGAUACUUCUUUCACUUAAUAUCGCCCCACCCCUUAUUUCUUUCGUUUCUCGGAUCAAACAAACUGUCCCUGGACAGCCAUCGUUAUUUGCUGAAAUCAAGCGAGCAUCACCCUCCAAAGGUCCCAUCUCGGUUUCUACUUCUCCCGCAAAGCAAGCGUUAACGUAUGCACUCUCUGGAGCGCACACAAUUUCGGUUUUAACUGAACCAAAAUGGUUCCUGGGAUCACUACAAGAUAUGCUACACGCUCGUCUCAGUGUGGCUCACCUUCCUAAUCGACCAGCAAUAUUGCGGAAGGACUUUAUUCUGAGUCGGUAUCAAAUUUUAGAGGCACGUUUAUGGGGUGCAGAUACUGUCCUCCUGAUCGUUAGCAUGCUCCCAGAGGCUUUGCUCAAAGAUCUAUAUGCUUUCAGCUUGGAGCUCAACAUGGAGCCUUUGGUUGAAGUCAAUAAUGCAAAGGAGAUGGAAAUCGCGCUCGCAUUGCAGGCAAAAGUUAUUGGGGUCAACAACCGAAAUUUGCACGACUUUCAGGUAGAUAUGGGGACGACGAGCCGACUUAGCGACAUGGUAAAAGGGAAAGACGUUACGCUAUGUGCUUUGAGCGGCAUCUCGACUGCAGAGGACGUUAAACGCUACGCGUCUGAGGGGGUAGGCGCUGUUCUGAUCGGAGAGAGCUUGAUGCGCGCUAAAGACACCGCUGCCUUCGUCCGUGAACUCUUUUCAGUUCCACCCUCUCCACCACAGCCUCCAGCCUGGCGAUCAAAUCCACCUUUGGUAAAGAUCUGUGGGAUCAGGUCCACACAGGAAGCAUUACUGGUCGCCGAAGCUGGGGCUGAUAUGCUCGGCCUAAUGUUUGUAAAAACCUCCAAGCGUGCUAUCACAGUCCAUGAAGCUCAAGAGGUGUCAAAGGCCAUUCGUAAUUUACGUUUCCAGAGAUUCACGUCAGAGCAAGUUGAACCAGUCGACCAAAGUAAUGUGCCAUGGUUUACAACCCAAGCCACCCGGCUUUCAUCCACAAAAUAUCGUCCUCUGCUGGUUGGAGUCUUCCAAAACUCAUCUUUAGAUGACAUUUUGCAGACGGUUGCUGCAGUUCAACUCGACAUUGUCCAGCUACAUGGAUCAGAGCCCAUUGAUUGGGCCCAUCAUAUUCCUGUUCCUGUAAUUCGAGUUUUCCACGUCAGCAAGUCCGGAAAGGGGCUCGAAAAUAUAACACGCGCAGGCGCUCAUCAAUAUAUACUUCUUGACAGUAUGAGGGAAGAUGGCAGUGGGGUCAGUGGUGGGACAGGGAAAGUCGUGGACUGGGAUUUGGCCAAAAGAAUUGUGAUUGAUGGCGAAAUAGUUACUAACAUUUCAUAUGCGAAGAAGGCUACACUUCCGGAGAGCCAAAACGAGACACCAGAUGGUGGCGAGAGAGCGGAUAGCCCCGCAACUCCAUCAACAAGCCAAACCUCACCACCAUCAACCUUCCCGUUACCUAUCAUCCUCGCUGGUGGCCUAACCCCGGACAAUGUAGCAAGUGCUAUUACUCACGUUCAGCCAUGGGCCGUAGACGUCAGCGGGGGUGUUGAAAGCGAUGAUGGGCUUGGAAAGGAUCUGCAAAAAGUGAAAGCCUUCAUCUGUAACGCCAAAGGCACUUCUAUUGAAUCAGCUAUGAACGGAAAUGAGCAAGACGUUGCACCAGAGGAGACCUGA